ACACUGAAAAACUUUGUUACUUUGAUUAUAUGCUUCCUAGAAGACUGAAUUUGAACAUGCCUCCUGUGGGUGUGCUUGCAAUCUAUAACAAGCAGUGUUUCUGCAUUCAUAUUGUUUGCCCAUAAGAAGCUGUCAUGCUAUGGUUGCAGGGGAAUUGCUCUGUGUGUGCUCAUUUUUUGUUUGUUUUUAGAAAACAAAAAGCUGACACACUUUGCGUGCAGGAUAAUGGCUCUGUGUGUAUUUGUUUUUUGUUUGCUAUUAGAAAAUGUUAUUUCAAAGGGUUAAGCCUGCCACCCAGUUUAAGGAGGCACUAGACAUAGGCUUGAUGUGGUCUGAGAACCCAGGUUCCAGGCAAUACCAAGUUGUGUGUUUCCAGCUUCAUGUUAUUUCUUUGUCUCAAGCAUGAUAACUGGACAAGGUUACCUGGACAGUUUCUUAGUAGCACUACCUAUGGCGUGAUGUUAAUGAUCAAGCUCCAUGUGUUAACUGCUAGCAGUCCUUUUAAAUUUGUAUGCUGGUAUUAAACAACAGGUAUUCUGGUGUUUGAGUGAUGAUUUCUUGAAUUUGAAGGUUUUUAUUACAGCCACAAAAGUGGCAGAAUGAUCUCUUUCUUUUUUUGGCUCUGUUUGAAGCAUAUUUUUAUCAAGUGGGUGGCUUUGUACCAAACAAAUCCUAUAACAUCCAUCAAACCUAGAUCAUUUGCUUUAUGUUUCUUCAAGUGACCUACACUCUCCAAAAGUGUUAUGCCACCUGACUGAGGGGAAUGCUUUGUGCUUUCCAAAACCUUAGUCAUUCCAUUGGUGUCAGCAGUAUACACCACCAGUUACUGUUUCCUCCAACAGAUGGCGUUGCUGCAGGUGCCGCGGCCGCCGUCGCGCGCCUCGCACGCGUCGCGCGCGUCGGUGGCAUCGCGCGGUUUGUCGCUGUACUCGGUGGGUUCGGUACACUCGGUGCGCUCGGCGGUGGCACGCUCGCACGCGGGAUUCUCGCAGCCGGCCGAUGAGUGGCGGCCGCCGGUGCUGGCCGGCGCGCUGGGCACUUCUAUCCCGCGUGCCUCACACAUCACAGCCGUAUACGCCAUCCUGCAGGCACUCUUCACCAUCGUUACCGGCACGUUCGACGUUUACGUGCUGGCGGAGGCGGAGCCUGGCAAGAAUCAUUACGGCUACUACAUCAUCUCGUUUGAGUUCGUUUACGUCGGCAAUGCCCAUGUGCGGCGCUGUCUGAUGGUGCUGGCGCUGGUGAGCGCCGUCUCCGGGAUCGUGCUUCUCGUGGUCAGUGCCAUCCUGCUGCGCGCCCUGAAGACGGAAGACGAGCGUAGGAUCCGACCAUGGCUGCUCUUCAUGAUCUUCCACACCAUUUGGCGGACGUUCGCCUUCGUGUUCUCCUCCAUCGUCAACGACAUGUACUUCUCCUACCACGGCGUCAUGUGCUUCCUCUGGGCGGUCAUGGUGCUGCUCAACGUGUACGGCUGGCUGGUCGUCUGGUCCUUCUUCAACGAGCUGGCCGAGGUCUCCAAGCUGGAGGACAUCGCCCAUCUGAAGAUGGGCACAAUGACGUCACUGAACGCCACGCCUUACGGCUGGCACAGGCCGUCAAUCGGCUGCAGCACGCACCGGCCGUCAAUCAGCUACAGCACGCACCGGCCGUCAAUCAGCUAUAGCUUGCACAGGCCGUCAAUCAGCGCCGACAUGCAGCAUCGGCCGUCGGUGGAUCAUGGCGUGCAGCAUGGACUGCUGUCGGCGGGCUACGACACCCAACAUCGGCCCUCGGUAUCUGUCAGCAUCCAGCCGUGUUCCCGGCCGGACUCCCCCGACAGCUGCCUCGGCGAGCCGGUGUGAGCCCGGACCGUGCAGUAAGUCCGAAUGCACGCGCGUUGGCGUGCACGUGCUUGGUCACAGUAAGAGGGCUGCACGCGCGCUUGUGCUCGGGCUCCUCCGCUUCUGAAGAGUUCCACAUUCGACUGGUGAGGCUAUCCGUCUGUUCCAAUGAACUUCCUAGCCCCUCGAUGAAAUAAGUCUGUGGCCCUGUCCUACUGGGACUAACCUCCGUGAAACUGAUGAUAUGGUGUAAGUGAAUAUGCCACGCACAAGUCGCUUAGUAAAGUCAGCGCCGUGGAGCCGACAGUCGUGCGUGUCAUCAAUCAGGAAACGGUCAAUGCUUUUUUAAGCAAGCCUCGAAUGCAACAGCUGCAGCUCAAAAAGAGGGCCUUAUGAUUGUCAUGCGUUUUUCCAUCUUCACACUUGCCACAAUAUUUGCCAAACUCUUAUGCACGACUUUUCAAUGCUUUGAUCAGAACUAUUCGUUUAGGCUCCAAGGUUUCUGGGCUUAGUUUUGGAAUCACCUGUGCGGCGAGAUUCGAUACCCCUCCCGUAUACCGUUGUCUCCUCUUUCUACGCCGCGCACGGCGUUUUACUGGUGCGACAAGUACAGGGUAGCUGCCCAAAGUCGUCACACGAAAUGCGCUCGUGAAGAAUCGACUCAUGAAAGCGUUAUCUUUCUGCAGGUUAUCUUUGCAUAGCCUGGCGUCUUACUGGAACAUGGCUGUCCUUCAUGUCUAGGAUGCGGUUAAAACGUCAUUUGCGUUCAUGUUAUUGCAUUCUUAAUUUAUUCAACGAUGUUUAUUUGACCAUUGUUUCAAUGUUUGGUUAUUUUUUUAGUAAGGAUGUCAAUAUUUCGUCAUGCUAUUACACCCCCGGCUUGGGGGGUUCACUGCCUGUCGCCCCUUUCCUUGCUCAAAAUCGGCCAAUCAGCAUCGAGCAGAGUGAUGGUCAACCCAACAUCCAAGCGCCCUGGGAUUGACACGGGGUGGGGCGGGUUGGAUGUCUCGGUUCGAGUUACAGGGGCAGCAUGUUAGCGCCAACAAAUUGCGUGCGUGGGCCGCCGGGAACCAGGAUUCUGACAGCAUGAAUUUAUAUUUACUCCUGGGUGCUAUAUUUGGUGCAUUUUGGAAUGCUGGUUCUAUCAUUUACAGUAGCUUUGUUUUAAGACCCCUAAGAUCCUUGUUAGAUUCGUCAUUAUAUCCGAAACAAAAAGUUGAUUUAUGAAAUGGAAGUUACUUUAACUUGGCCACGAACGCAUAGACUAUUUUAUAAGGACGUAUGAUGCAAUUCUCUGAAAUUCCCCCUGAAUAAACAGCAUGAUGCAGUCGAUUAACUGACUUCAUGCUUUUUUGCGCUGUGCACUUCUGCAUGAUCAUUUGAUCGUCUCAUCAUUUUUUGUUUGAUCACUAGUCAUUGGUCAAUUUAUAAAAUCGUAUAGGUAAAUUUAGGUUUGAUUCUAAAAGAUUUAUUUAAUUCUGUAAGAUUCCAAUCUUACAGGUUAAUCAGAUGAUCACGUGAAAAGCCCAGGGGUGAAAUGCAUGGCACAAUGGCUUUUGCAGAGAUUGCGCGUAGCCAACAUAUUUCCAGCUUGGUUUUUAGAAUGAAGCAAAUAUUUUGGUUUCAAAAUUGACUAAUGGACUCCUAUCACUGAAGAUAAAGGCAAAUGGUGCUGCUGUUUCGUUUUUACGCUCACGAGGUUGUGGCUGUUGUACCGUUAUGGUUAGCAUGACCGUAACAAAGACCAUUGCAGCGUUUUCCCCGGCCAUCGGGCGCAUGCUGAUGCCGAAGGAGAACAAUAUCGCAGCGUCAGGUGCGGACGGCGGAUAGAGGGAAAGGUCCCGUGCGAUUGAGAAGAACAACCCGUAACUUCCUGCUUAUGUCACUUAAAUUGGCUGCCUUGUGUCCGAUCCCUUAAGCGAGGUCAUCGUAAUCACAUUUCGUUCCAUACCAUAAUCCUCGUAUGCCUGUACAUAUGUUGCCGGGAUGCCAUGGAUGUGGAAGCCCACCCGACUUAUUUAUGGUGGACUGUCAUAUACAGGACAAUUUGAAACCAAGGCGUAUGCAACCGUUGGGGAAGACUUUCUACUGGUUAAAGCUCGGACUUUGCCACCUCCCGUUUAAUGCCGUAGAGAUGUAAGUACUGCAGCUGUUGCUCUCCAGAUGUGCAUUUUGCACUCGUCCGACAUGCCGAUCACUUACCACUUGCUUACCAAUAAUGAGCUGCAGGCUCUCUGGUAUUUUGCCAGCACUAUUGCCAUGAGAGUAUCGUGUUACCCGAGACCCUGAGCGUAUCGACAUACGUGUAUACUCGUGCGCCUUGUUAAGGAUAUUGAUCAUUGCUAAUAUGGUAUUGCUAAAUACCCCGGGAUAUGUCAGUGUAGGGCAACAAUAUAAUGCGUAUUCAUUGUAAUGACAAUUGUUAAGUUGGGACCAAACUGGUAACGUGUCGAGACUCGCCGAGCCUGGCCUCAUCCUCCCUAAGAAGUCCAUUGGAACAGACGUGGCGUGGUAACCCUGGGCAUAAUGUACGUGAACCGGGUCGUAUCGUGUCGCUAUCUAGAACGUGCACUAGAUGCAUGUGCUUAGUCGCGAAUGUGUGGCGUUGAUAUAUUUUCGGACUGUGUUCCACCGAAAGCCGCUGGAAAGCCGCAGCUGGCUCCCGUCCAUUGGCACGUCUUCCUGUAAUGGUGCACGUCGUGUUUAAUUUACCGCAAGAUGCUCGCAUUUUGAUACGCAGUUUUUGCUUUGCUGACGUUGUUGAUGAGUCUUUUGGAUGUGGUGAAGUCUGCUGGUAGUGUAGUCGUAUUUGCACCAUAUUCCCGGGGACUAACCUCAUACCACGGUCACCCAGGUGUCUGCUGCGGGAGAUGUACACUUUUGAAACGUCAUGGGUUUGGAGUUGUGAAGAUAGUCAUACGCAUUGGCCCUAGUACAAAGUGCGGAGAGUUCAAACAAGUUUACAUUAUGGGACGGACCAUGCAGAUUACGUGACGAGCAUAGUCGUUUUCGCAUUAUGUGCACGUUUUCCAAAAUAAACUCUGUCCCAUCAUUAAAGAAGGGAUAAGAUUGUUGAAUGUGGCCAAUUCGUUUUCAGUGUUUUAAGUGCCUUAUGCAAAUCAAGCAGUAACCAAUAAAAGCCACAGCGCCGCCAGUCAUGACGUGAUGGUAAGUUGUAAAGGUGAAACUUAAUAUAUACCUGCUUGUCAAUUUCUCCAACAGCGCGCAGUUAGCCUGCUUUCUUGAAGUCUGCACUCUUUGGAGUCUUUUUUGUAUGUCUGUCUCUGGGUGUUGAUUGUGUCUUGAUGACCGCACCAUGUUUUGAGUGGCAGUACAAGCACCUUUGUGAUAAUCGGGCGUGACUGCGGAGGCGUGUAACGAACAGAUCGAACUCAGAUCUCGCCGCUUUUAGUUGUUAGUCAAAUGUAGAAUCUGCAAAUGGCUUUCCGCUUAAUUUUGCUCCGUUUCUCCUCAUUUUGUAUCCCCCUUUCUUUUGCAUUUCGUGCUCUCUGCGCUCGCGGCUGGUGCUGAGGGUCCGUGAGGGGGACACUCCGACGGGGUUUUCUGCCCCGGUAUCGCCCCGCCAGUGGGUUUUAGGUCGGCGGAGGUGCCCUGGUUGUGUCUGGACGGACUGUGGUUCGUUCGUUUACUGAUGUGCACGCCUUUCGUUCCAAUACACGCUGCUAACGAUG
Messenger RNA from Pollicipes pollicipes, 5512 nucleotides. RefSeq lists its product as uncharacterized. Lineage: Eukaryota; Metazoa; Arthropoda; Thecostraca; Pollicipedomorpha; Pollicipedidae. The record is from RefSeq and is a predicted model, not a curated record. Gene Ontology annotation, cellular component: plasma membrane. The transcript is spliced from 5 exons. Gene Ontology annotation, biological process: septate junction assembly; regulation of tube length, open tracheal system; establishment of glial blood-brain barrier. Bases 843 to 1841 code for a protein of 332 amino acids.